Sparassis crispa is the source of this 309-nucleotide messenger RNA. RefSeq lists its product as hypothetical. Lineage: Eukaryota; Fungi; Basidiomycota; Agaricomycetes; Polyporales; Sparassidaceae. The record is from RefSeq and is a predicted model, not a curated record. The coding region runs from base 1 to 309 and encodes 102 amino acids. Gene Ontology annotation, molecular function: acyltransferase activity, transferring groups other than amino-acyl groups. The transcript is spliced from 3 exons.
AUGGUGCCGAAGAUUGACGAACACCUUGUACGGUCGCUGGGCGACGAGACAUGGAAAGCUGCGUGGAACGUGUAUUCGUUGGGUACUCACCCAGAUCACCGGAAACGCGGGGUUGGCAAAGCGCUGAUAGAUGUGGUCAUCCAAAAGGCAUCUGAGGCUGGCAAGCUCGUGACACUGGGUGUCAUGGAGGAAGCUCCCGUUACGGUCGAGUUGUACAAGGGAUGGGGCUUCGAGGUCAGAGGAGAAUCUAUUCCACUCACAGCGAGGCUUGGUACAUGCUACUUUUCGCUGAUGGCUAAGACUCCUUGA